GCACGUCCAGCUCGCACGUUCGAGCGUAGUAAACUCCUGGAUCCCCUCCUUCAAACAGGAUCUUUACUACAGCUCAGGUUUACGCACGCUAUGGCUGACAAUCAGCAGCCCGCCGCCCACACACCGCCCACAACAUCCACAUCUUACAUUUCCUGUUUGGAAACUGCAGCGUUUUUAAUGUACUUGUACGGCCUGUGGCAAGCACUUUUAAUAUUUGUGGACCCAGUGUUUAUAUUCCGUGUUGACAAUAUUUCUCUUCGUUCUGCCUCUUUCCAUCUUCCCAUCUACUUGCACUUCGCAUCAUGAAUGCCGACAUCCCUGCAUUCGAUUGUCGAGAAGUCGUUGAAGAUCUGGCAGAUCGUCUGGGCUCUCUAGGCCUUUUUCUGGAUGGUAUCAAUGACUUGAUGAAAUUCAGUAACUUGGAAGACUAUGAAUUACAACGCUACAGUAGAAAGGUGAUCGCUCUGACUGAGGGCGCGCGCAUGACUCUCAAACGUGAGGGAGUGGUCUUGUACCUUUUCGUUCUUUGUCCAGAGGAACUUUUGCCGUACAAGUCGGCGUAUUUUAAACUACUUGUUUCGAUCAGACGCCGCAGGCGCGCGUUUCCCGCUGACAUAGGGGAUCGAAUCGCUUCGCUUCUGUUUGUUCUAGAGAGUAAUUUCGUCAUACGGUGCGGAGGAGUUGAUACUCGUGCCCAACUGGGCAUUGAGGAGUUGCUAGUGCCUAAGAACCCACUAGCCGCUUGUGAAAGCACCGCCCAGAUUGCAGCGCAUACUACUGCUGUCUCGUCGGCACGGACAUCAUACGCAACAUCGGACGUUAUGUUACCACCAGAUACUUGGGCGAAAAAAAAGCACAGAAUCCACCAGCUUGCAAAAUAUGUGAAGUCAGAAGCUGCAAAUACGUACUAUCCACCAGCUCCUCACCAAUACUUGCCGAGCGACAACUGGGAGCCCCCUCGUCUUCGAAGGCCAUUUGUUCGAACAAAAGCCCAACGUUUUGAAGUUGGCACCAGGGGGCAAUCGUCACUUGAUGAUCUUUUCAAUCUCCAACCUUUUUCCCUGGACUAAUUCCUUCCGCAUUGUACUUCAUCACGACUGGAACAUCAUCCCCCUUUUGUUACAUG
Suillus subaureus is the source of this 1126-nucleotide messenger RNA. RefSeq lists its product as uncharacterized. The coding region runs from base 303 to 1070 and encodes 255 amino acids. The transcript is spliced from 5 exons. NCBI's taxonomy places the organism in Eukaryota, Fungi, Basidiomycota, Agaricomycetes, Boletales, Suillaceae. The record is from RefSeq and is a predicted model, not a curated record.